AUGUGCAGAAGCCCCUUGGAGUCUGCUGCUUCAUUCCACCUCCCACUCUCCCCUACUCACGAAAUCUCAGAAAAUGCAAAGAAGACCAAGCCGGAGAAAGAGCAGCCGCCAAAAGAGCCAGAUAUAGAUCCAGCUGAAGAGGCAUAUCAGCGAGCGACGCGCGCAAGCCGACAAAAGGCAAGCGCGGAGAGAGAAAGGCAGCAGAAGGCUCAGGCCGAACAAGAGGAACAGGACGCAAAUAGCGGCGAGAAGGAAAAGGCAAAGUCUGAACAAGAAAGCAAGCAGAAAAAGGAAGAGAAGAAAGAAGCUCCACCGCCGCCGCACGGGAACAAGUCUCCAUGGCAAGUCUUUACUGAGACCCUGAGGACAGAGUUCAAAGCCUCGAAAGAGUGGAACGAGUCGACGAAGCAGCUUUCAGAUUCUGCCCACAAUUUUACCGAGAAUGAAUCCAUACGGCGCGCUCGUGAGGCAUACAAAUCUGCCUCGGGUGCAGCCUCAUCAGGAACAGCAUCAGCUUUAAAGAAUACUGGCAAAGCCAUCGGCCAGAGUGCAGCUUGGACCUGGGAUACGCAAAUGGUCAAAGGAUUAAGGCAAGGCGCCAACGCAGCCGGGCGAGGUAUCGAUAAAGCCACGAAACCAAUAAGAGAGACUACAGCAUUCAAAAGCGUACAAGACGUGGUUGACGAUGGUAGCAGCUCCAAAUAUGGCGGCUGGAUAGAGAAAGAGGAACGUCGAAAACGAAGGGAACGAAGAGAGCUAGAAGAAGCUAUGAGAAGCGGACGACCAGUCGGACAGCCGGCGGAGAAAGCUGAAGAGGAUCCAGAUGCCGGCACAAACGUAACCCUCCACAAAGAUUCCAUCCUCCACACUAAAUGGCGCGACUUCCGCGACGGCAAUCCAAUGAUGCAACGUUUCUUCACCCUGAAAUCCUCCUACAACGAAUCCGACAACGCCAUCAUCUCGACAGCUCGCAGCAUCACGGACCGUGUCGCGGGGUUCUUCGCGGAGAAUGAAUCUGCUCUCGUCAUCAAGAAGUUCAAAGAGAUGGACCCAACCUUCAAACUUGAGCCAUUCCUCCGCGAAAUGCGCGAAUACAUCCUCCCCGAGGUCCUCGACGCCUAUGUCAAGGGCGAUAUGGAGACCUUGAAAUUAUGGCUCUCGGCUCCACAAUUCUCGGUCUACAGCGCUCUAGCGCAGCAGUACCUGACCGCAGGCCUGAAGAGUGAUGGCAAGAUUCUAGAUAUUCGGCACGUGGACAUUCUAUCGGCCAGGAUGUUGCAGCCGGGUGACAUACCGGUGUUCAUCAUCACAGCCAGGACGCAGGAAGUACAUGUGUACAGGAAUAGCAAGACAAACGAGCUGGCAGCUGGAAUGGAGGACAAAGUGCAGCAAGUCACGUAUGCUAUCGGCGUCACGAGGUUACCAGAGGAAGUCAGUAAGCCAGAAACGAGGGGAUGGAGGUUGAUCGAGCUGCAGAAGAGCGCGAGGGACUAUAUAUAG
Messenger RNA from Bacidia gigantensis, 1500 nucleotides. RefSeq lists its product as uncharacterized. Gene Ontology annotation, molecular function: protein-folding chaperone binding. The record is from RefSeq and is a predicted model, not a curated record. The transcript is spliced from 3 exons. Bases 1 to 1500 code for a protein of 499 amino acids. Lineage: Eukaryota; Fungi; Ascomycota; Lecanoromycetes; Lecanorales; Ramalinaceae. Gene Ontology annotation, cellular component: mitochondrial inner membrane. Gene Ontology annotation, biological process: protein import into mitochondrial matrix.